Cygnus olor (mute swan) is the source of this 3458-nucleotide messenger RNA. RefSeq names its product potassium channel regulator (gene KCNRG). The record is from RefSeq and is a predicted model, not a curated record. Gene Ontology annotation, biological process: protein homooligomerization; negative regulation of delayed rectifier potassium channel activity. Gene Ontology annotation, cellular component: endoplasmic reticulum. The transcript has 2 exons. NCBI's taxonomy places the organism in Eukaryota, Metazoa, Chordata, Aves, Anseriformes, Anatidae. Bases 1 to 819 code for a protein of 272 amino acids. Gene Ontology annotation, molecular function: protein binding.
AUGAGCAGUCGGGAGGUGGUCGCUCUGAGCGUGGGAGGUGUGAGAUUUGUAACCCGGGCGUCCACCUUGCGGCAGUUCCCCGAGUCCAGGUUAGCACGGAUGUUGAGCGAAGACGACCAGGAAUUUAAGCUGGUGAACGGGGAGUUUUUUGUGGACAGGGACGGAACUUUGUUUAGUUACAUCCUGGACUUUCUGAGGACUCUGCAGGUCUCUCUGCCUGCUGAUUUUUCGGACUUCGAGAGGCUGCGCAGAGAAGCAGAGUUCUAUGAGCUCUACCCUCUGGCUGACCUUCUGGGCCAGGAACACCUGCUGAAGCCAAGGCUGGAGAUCCUGGAGGUGCGUUUUUUCCUCCAGGAGACGCAGGCUUUUUUCCGCAUCUUUGGUUCCUGCAGCACCACCGUGGAGAGGCUGGCUGACCAGAUCACCGUGUUCAUGGGGCAGAGCUGGAGUAGCCCUUUUCCUUCUCAGAAACCACUUGUUCCACUUCCCUCGGAAAGACCUUCUCAUCACGACCUGGUUUUUCAGUGUGGAACUGAAUAUGCCACCGGUGACCAGUUUGUGGCCAGGUAUGUUUCCAUAAAGCCUGACAAUAGGAAGCUGAUUAAUGGUGUUAAUGUGCUGGGCCUGCUGGUUGACACCUUACUCAAAGACGGAUUUCGCCUCGUAAGCACCAGGACAGUUUCCAGUGAGGAAAAAGUCGAAUGCUACAGCUUUGAAAGGCUGAAGAGGCCAGCAGGCCUCGCCGUCACGGUGAGCCAAACCCCAGGGAGCUCUGGGACAGCGCAGGCAAAGAGAAGCCACAUGCAGAAGGGGAAAUAAAGCCUUUUCCUGUAAUCUUUUGAAGGUGGAAGAGGGGUGUGUCAGCACCAGUGGCCUUUUUUGUUUGCUUGUUUGAAACUGCAGCUAUUGAGGGAAGUAACAAACAAACAAUUUUUUUUUAAAGUAUUUGGAAAAAAAUUGUCUUCCUGCCUUUGACUGCUCCACCCUCUUCAAUUCUAAAUAAACGAGCCACAGAUUCAAUACUGUUUUUGUGGACCAGAUUCCAGUAUUUUCAAGGGCUGUUUUUGUUUUUCUCUGUGGCUAACAUUUAUGUUAGGACUCACAGAAAAAUCAGCCCCUCCUUCUAGAAACUAAUUUUUGUUCUGUGCUAAAAUGUAAGUAGACUUCAGAUGUGAGAAUACACGGAGGAAUAAACAACGUGACCCGACUCUCCUCUGAGCAGUUUGGAGAAGUGGCUGGAGGAGCAGUGCGAACCGGAACGAUCGGAUGCUGCUUCUGCUUUCAGGAGAGGACCUCCACGGAUUCUCCUGCGCUUAGCUGAAAGCAACAGCAUGGCAAGAUCACAAGUUGUGUUGCUGUGUGACUCAAGACAUGAGAACGUGGCUUUGUGAAGCCACCACUAGCGUUCAUGGAGUAAUAAUGUGUUACUGUCUCUUGCAAAAUACUCCUCUGUCCUCUUCCCCUCAUCUGAAGCCACUGAGCUGCUCUUUGGCGCUGAGAAUUAAGCGAUAAAGGUCUGCAGAAAACACUUGGGAAGUGAACAAAGGGUCAGUUUUCAGAGCUGUAACUGUAAGAAGAAUAAAAAUAUGAUGAACGGUCCUUCAGAUGGAAGAGGUGGUAAAAUAUUUAACAAAAUUAAAGCAUCUUUUUAAUGCUUGCUAAAUACGAAAUGUAUUUAGGAGGAAGGCUGGGCAGAAGUUGCUUUAAAAGCCAUGGGGAUGUUAACCCUGUACGAUGCUUUGUAAAGAUGCCCAAAUUAUCUCAGCUUCCAGGCAAGUUAAUGAAGCUUCGUAAAUUAAGAACCUUUCAUCCUGCCUCCUGGGCAGGAAAAAAAUCAUGGCAACAUCAAGUAUUUGUUAUUUGAAGCUGACUUUUGUUUUUGUUGAUAAAACACCAUCUUUCCAAAGUUACAUCAGCCUCUUUGGCUGACUAAUUAGAUCUGGCUUACAAUGAACUUUAAAAUGUGAAUUUAUUUGCAGCACUUAAGAAUGAGAGUGGUGGGGAUCACCCUCAUGUUCCUUGCCUGUAGGAUUUUCAAUGAAAUGGAUCAUUCCAGACUGCUGAUGCCACUGUUGGAUGUUGGUUUUAGUUGGAUGUUGGUUUUAGUUUGUUGCUACAAUAAAGCAUUUUAGCUCGACACAAAGUCGAGAGUUCGCUGGCAACAAUUAGGUUCUCUUUGCUUCUUUUAGAGCUUCCUAGCAGGGAAAUAACGUGAUUAUGGGACUAUGUCUCCUAAGCAGCUUACAGGUUAUAUACAUUAUGAUGUUCUACAUUAUAUAAUGUGGAACAACAGCCUGGAUGCCUUCGGUUCAAACUGGAUUAAUUUUUUUUGGUCAAUGUGUUAAAGUGUUGAGCACAGCCCUUUUGUUAGGCCUCUGUUUAUUGUAUUUACUUCCUCCUAACUACAGUUGCGACAGUGGAACAAGGAACCAGCCCCUUCCAAACUUGCAGGGCUGCUUCCACGUGAUUUCGGCUUGCCCCGAGGCCCCAGGCCAGCUGGGUUUGCAGACUCUGGAUGGUUCUACCCUGCUGGGAAGGUCUGCGUCAGGAGCCACACAAUGGUGGACUUUGUGGUUGGCCUAUUGAAGGCAGAUUUAGGGUGGCACAGCAGACAGGCCGUGUGGGACGACUGCCCCGGCAGGGUGCUGUACAAAAACAACACUCCUUGUUUUCAAAGCAGUUGGUUCGUUUUGAGGUACACGUACUGACUUUCCAGAAAAGUUCCCGUUCCUCAAAUCGAAAUAGAACCAAAACCAAUAAUUAUGAGUAUUGAAUGAGUCACUAACUGUGAAUAUUAGUGAGGAGACUUACCAAUAAUAGCAAGAAGACAAAAGUGACAACUUUUUAUGGCAAAGAGAAAACUAAUGGACUUGAAACUGUAUUUAAGCAUCAUGAUAUAAAUGAUGGCUGACAGCAACACUGUAACUACAUGAGAACUGUUUUAGAACCCUUUGUAGUAACAAAGUUAGGCUAUUUCACCUACUGUAGAAGUAGAGUUUAUUUUCACUGCUGUAGCAGCCAUUUUGCAAACUGAGUUUGGACUCCUUUAAAAUGAAGUGAAAGAAAAUUUGAAAUAUUUACAUUUGGAUUAAAAAAAAGCUUUAACCUAUGUCAUUACUCAUGCUCCAUGGUUCUGCCUAAAUGAAUACUUAAUACAAGGAUUUCGCAGAACCACAGCACAGCAGAGGCUGUCAGGGAGCUCUGGAGGCCCCCAGCCCCAAGCCCCGCUCCAGCAGGGCCCCCCAGCGCAGGGUGCCCAGGACCCCGUCCAGGCGCCUUGUGCCGCUCUCCCAGGAGGAGACCCCACAGCCUCUCUGGGCAGCCUGGGCCAGUGCUCAGCCGCCCGCCCAGCACACAAGUGCUGCCUGGUGCUCAGAGGGAGCCUCCUGCCUGCCCCUUGGUGCCCACUGCCCCUGGCCUGGCGCUGGGCACCCCUGACAAGAGCCUGGCUGCGGCCU